AAAAGAAAAAGAAAAAAAAUCUGUUGCAGAAAAUUAAUGGCGGCUGAGCAGUCAACUUCCGGUCAAACCAAACACCCCCAAUUCCAAUUCCCAGUUCCCAAUUCGCAAUUCCCAUUCCAAUUUCGUCCGAAUUACGGGAUUUCCAGUCCAAAUCCAACAUCUCCAUCUCCGAUAACAAUCCCAAAUUUUUAAUCUUAAUCUCAUUUGUUUAGUUGAAGCUCAGUUUAAUUAAACCAAAUCCCACCUCAACUCAACAACGAUGAAAUCAAAUCAAAUCUUCACCCUCCUUUUAUCUCAGCAGCGUAAUUCCUAUUUCCUCCAACAUUUUUCAAUUUCAGAUAAGAUUUAAGAACCCCUCCACUGUACGGCCCGACACUCCACAUUCCUCUGCUUCUUCUUCCUCAGAUCCCUUCACAAACAGCACAGAUUUUCAAAUUCCAAUCCUCCAUCGCCAUGUCUCUUCCAUAGAACACGGAAGAAGAAAACCCAGUUGGGGGUUGUGGGAAUUUUCUGUUUGGGCAAUUCUGUUUUGCAAAUCGAUGGGUUGCGCCACUUCUAAGCACGACGAUCUCCCCGCCGUCGCGCUCUGUCGCGAGCGCUGCGCUUUUCUCAACGAGGCGAUUCGGUUCCGGGGCGCCUUCGCUGAGGCUCACGCCGCCUAUAUCCUCUCUCUCAAAGGGGUUGGGAAAUCGCUGCACGAAUUUAUUGAACCGGGUUUUGUUUCUUCUGAAUCCCCUUCUUCGCCUAAGCUCAAGCUUCCGCCUCAGAGGAAGGGCAACCCUGAUCUCGAAGCUUCGAAUUCUCCUCUCCAUCGUUUAUCUCACUCUAAUUCCGGUUCCCAUCUCCAGUUGAACUCCGAUUCCGACGAUGAUUCCAGUUCCCUUCACCAUUCGGACCACUCCUCGCCUCUGCACCACACCCACGACGAUUAUUUUGACUAUGCCGAUGGGAAUCGCGGCGGUGGCGGUGGUGGUGGUGGGGGUUUUGUGCAGGUCCAUUACAUGAUGAACAAGACGAUGCCGUCGGUGGUGCAUCAGCAGACGCCAGUCACCUCAGAGAGGGUUUAUCAUAUGGGUGAAUCAUCUUCUUCCUCUAAUUAUUAUUCUUAUCCUUAUUCGAAUGCGGAAUCGAACCCUUAUCCGUACAAUGGGUAUCCACCCAAUCAUGGCGGU
This is a messenger RNA of Momordica charantia (bitter melon), 1172 nucleotides long. The record is from RefSeq and is a predicted model, not a curated record. NCBI's taxonomy places the organism in Eukaryota, Viridiplantae, Streptophyta, Magnoliopsida, Cucurbitales, Cucurbitaceae.